Molecule: messenger RNA, 532 nt
Organism: Aaosphaeria arxii CBS 175.79
Lineage: Eukaryota; Fungi; Ascomycota; Dothideomycetes; Pleosporales
Exons: 3
Coding region: 65-334 (89 amino acids)
Source: RefSeq, a predicted model, not a curated record
GAGAGCGUACCAGAGAAACAAAGGACUAGACGACCGCAACAACAGAGUUACUAUACCAACAGACAUGCACAGCACACAGGUUGGGGAGGCUUUGGGCUCAGCCACCCACAGCACUCUCCUCUCUCCCUCAGUCGCCCCUCCAAUCCCCUCCCACGUCCUUAGGCUCCUCUCUCUCUCUUUCUCUCUCUCUCUCUCUCUCUCUCUCUCUCCCGGCUGCCGGCCAUGCGUGCGGCCUCCACACCUACUCAAUCACGCCGAACGCGACCCUGCAAGUUGCCUUUCUUCCUCAAUCGAGCCCUCGCGCGAAACCGUCCCUACGUUCUCCAUCUUCUAACAUUUACUUACUUGACUCACAUUACUACAUGAACAUUAGUUCCAUCUUAUGCUGACUACACUGUCAUCGCUAUUCUGUCUAUCUACCCCAGGUAAUCUUUCGUUACUUACCCUGCUCCUCUACCCUAUCACACUCCCCGCACCCGUCCUCAGGCAGACAUAUUUCCAACUACAAAUCUGAAAUUGCCACAGGGUCCGC